UCUGUGUCCCAGAACGAGUACAUUGCUGAGCGAGAUGCGCGGCUGGCGUGGAUUACCGGCUUCACGGGCUCAGCAGGGACCGGCGUGGUGACGCUGCACAAGGCGGCUCUGUGGACAGACAGCCGGUACUGGACCCAGGCGGAGCGCCAGAUGGACUGCAACUGGGAGCUGCAGAAGAUAGUCUGGACGGACGCCAUCGGCGACUGGCUACGGACCUGCCGCGGAGCUAACCAAGCGCCUCCCUCCCCAGCUCUCUGGCAAGGCUACACCCGCGUCCUGAAGGACUCCGGCCGGACCCUGGUUCCCAUUGAGGACAACCUCGUGGACCUGGUGUGGGGCUCGCAGCGGCCUCCUCCGCCCACCAGCCCGAUCUACCUCCUGCCAGAGACCUUCACGGGCAGCACCUGGCAAGAGAAGGUGUCCGGGAUCCGGAGCCAGAUGGAGCAGUUUUCCCGCAGCCCCAUGGCCGUGCUGCUGUCUGGGCUGGAGGAGACAGCCUGGCUCUUCAACCUCCGAGGAAGCGACAUCCCGUACAACCCCGUCUUCUACUCCUACACACUCCUCACCACCGCCAACAUCAGGCUCUGCUGCCCACUGCAGGACAAGCUAGUGGAAAGCAGCUACUCGCCAGUGAUGACCACCAAGGCCGUGAAGAACGCCAAGGAGCAGGAGCUGCUGAAGGUGACCCAUGACAAGCUAGUGGAAAGCAGCUACUCGCCAGUGAUGACCACCAAGGCCGUGAAGAACGCCAAGGAGCAGGAGCUGCUGAAGGUGACCCAUGCGCCCCUGCCAGUGCCCUGGCCCCUUCUCGCCGGGCUGCCCCCUCUCGGCCCCCCCGCCUCCCCGGCCUCCUUUCUCCUUUCCAGAGCGCAGGAGCACUGCCGGGGGCCCAGCUUCGAGACCAUCUCUGCCAGCGGGCUCAACGCGGCCCUCGCCCACUACAGCCCAUCCAACGUCAGCAGCCGGAAGUUGUCUGUGGAUGAGCUGUACCUUUCAGACUCCGGAGGGCAAUAUCUGGGUGGAACCACGGACAUAACCCGGACUGUCCACUGGGGGACGCCCACCCCAUUCCAGAAGGAAGCCUACACGCGAGUGCUGAUGGGAAACAUUGACCUGGCCAGGCUCGUCUUCCCCUCGGGAACGUCAGGGCGAAUGGUUGAGGCCUUCGCGCGCCGUGCUCUGUGGGAGGCUGGACUCAACUACGGCCACGGGACUGGCCACGGCAUCGGCAACUUUCUGUCUGUUCAUGAGUGGCCCGUGGGAUUCCAGUCCAACAACGUGCCCCUGACCAAAGGGAUGUUCACAUCCAUAGAACCCGGCUACUACCAGGAGGGGGACUUUGGAAUCCGCAUCGAAGACGUGGCGCUGGUGGUGGAAGCUCAGACCAAGGUGACGCCUCCCCGGGUGGGACAGAUGGACGCUCGGACGCCCCCUCCCCCACUUUCUCCCUCUCUUCUAGAGGGCUGGAACGCGUGCUACGAGGCCAUCCGCCGGCGCGUGGGGCCCGAGCUGCAGCGGCGCCAGCUGGAGGAGGAGUACGCCUGGCUGCAGAGGAACACGGAGCCCUUCUCCGGGGGCUCCCUGGUGGCCGCCUCCCUGGGCACCCUGGCUCUCACCACUCUGGUGUCCACGCUCCUGCCGGACAGGCAGGCCUGAGGGAGACUGCGAAUGGGCCAGCCCAGGGAUCUCCUAGCCCCCGGCCCUCCCUGCCCCCAGCAGUUUUGUGUG
Messenger RNA from Pelodiscus sinensis (Chinese soft-shelled turtle), 1728 nucleotides. NCBI's taxonomy places the organism in Eukaryota, Metazoa, Chordata, Testudines, Trionychidae. The record is from RefSeq and is a predicted model, not a curated record.